GCCAAGCUAGUGCAACAACCAUCUCAACAAACAUCAACAACAACAACAACAACAUCAACAGCAACAGGAGCAACAUAAAAAAUAGUAUAAAUAACAACACAAAUGAUGGUAUAACAAAUAUAACAAACACUGAAUGUAAUAGUGAUGAAACUGUAGUGCAACUAAAUGUAGAAGUAGAUAAUUACAGUAUUGACGGUGAUGGUGAUGGUGAAGGAGACAGUGAUUUCAAUGGAAUCGGUGGCUUAUCCCAAUACUCAACUUCACCAUCUUCGGCGACAGACAGAACUCAAUUCAGAGAUCCCGACAAAAAGACAAUCCCUUUUUGUGCAAAAUGCAAAAUCCACGGUCAAUAUUUUCCAGUUAAAAACCACAAGGAUCAAUGUAAACGGCGUUUCUGUAAUUGUGUUAACUGUAAGCUCAUCGACAAAGGGAAAACAUUACGAGGAAAAAAAGUCAAACGUGAUACAUCUUUAGAUUGCCGAUCAAAUCGCUCUAAUCGACGGGCAUCUCCCCGAGAUGUGAUGGCUUUGGCCGGUCAAUACAAAAGUGAUCUUAAAUGUUUAAUCUCCAAAGAACCAGGACCUGAAGGAAGCCGAAUGGAGAGACUGUUGAGUUCAAUUCUAAAUUUUUUACUAAAGAAAAACGGUUUCGAUGCAGAUUCAUUGAAGAAAAAAUUUCGAGCAGUUGCCAGAUUCAUUGAGGAAAAGAAACGAGGACGUAAUUGUAAUAUUCUUGGGGGAAUCAAUAGUUUACAUGGAGAAUCAAGUGAAGUCGUUGGACCGUCAAGUCCACCAUCAUUUACGGAACGUUUGAAUCUUGAUCGACCUCGACAUUUAUCAUCUUCUUCGGCAACGAAUUUCUCUCCACAGAGUUUAACUUGUUUAUCCACAAGUCCAAAUACUAUUAUAAUACCAACCAAUUUACCGCCUCCCUUGAUAUCCUCUUGUUCACCUUUAACUGGACCUGGAACUUUAACCUCUCCACCAACAGGAAUUCCCGGAGGAGGAACAGGAACCGUUUUAACCUUCACCCCGACUCCUUUGCUAUCGAAAAGCACCAAGGGAGCGAACAAUACUUCCUCUUUAUCAUCAUCUUCAGCCUCUUCUUCCAUUUCAUCUACCUCCUCAUCGGCAUCUUCUUCUCUCACCUCAGCUGCUGCCGCGGCCGCUGCGUGUUCGUCAAUUUUAUCUCUCACAGGAACAGAAUAUUCAGUCUCCUCCGUUACAGCGAUUCCUCAGCCAACCAUAUUUUCCUCUUCUCUUUUUUGUCCAACGUAUCCCUAUUCUCCUUUGGUGACCACUGGUGGUCCACUCCAAUCACCAUAUCAAACGAUCAACUGUCCAACUGGAAUCAUCCGAUCCCCAUCUUCCUCUGUCUCUCCUGGCAAAAGCUCAUUUUCACCUCACCAUCAACCCGUUAGCGCCCGAAAUAGUCCCAAUUCUUGUGCUAACUUCAAUAGGACAAAUCACAAUGUCAGCAUUCAUUUAGCCGACACUCUUCACAAAUCAACUAAUCAUCACAAUCACCAGCACGCGACAUCUUUAUACUCCUUCUUAGGAUCUAAUUCGGGUGCAAUUAAUCUCAGUAAAAGAUUAAAUUGAUCUGUGGUAAUCUCUUCAAAAGAGAAAUCAACAAAUCAAACAAAAUCAAAGACUAGUGAUCCAAAAUUCGUUAGGAUUAAACACAAAAAGAAAAUCAAAUUACCGCUUAAAAUUCAGAAUUUUUUGCUUAUUCUUUUCUCUCUUCUUCUUCCACCUUUUCGAAACAACAAACAAAUUGUUCAACUUCCUUUUCCUCUUCUCAUCUUGAUUUUAUAUUCUCUCUCUUUCCUUAAUCAUAUUGUUAAUCUUAAUCCAUCAUCACUAUCCACCAAUUCAACAUCAACAAUCAACAGAUUUCCUUCUGAAGAUCAAUGGAAACAAAUCCAAGUGAACAACCAACGAAAUCGAUGGACAAAAGAUGAAUAUAAGAUUAUAAGAUUAACGAUAUGACGAAUGGUUGACCCAAGACCGAAAUCCCGAAUCAAAAGAAACGGAAAAGGAAACAAAAUUCAAAAUCAAAAUAAUUUAACUAAUUAUCGAUAAUAUUAAAUAUUAACCAGACCAAGUCACUGACUAUAAACAAAGAAAAGCAAUCAACGACCUUACACCUUUAACACGAAGCUCAAACGUUUCGAAACCUUUUUUUUCAUCAUCUUCAUCGUCAUCAAAUCUAAAAAUUUGAAUUGAUCUUUGUUAGUUCAUCGUUAACAAUCAACAUGUUAUUUAAUCAUAUUCAUUUUGUCAACACAAUCAACACAAAGGAAAAGAACAAAAAAAACAUUCAACAAAUUGUUAGCAUUAAAAUGCAUCAUAAUCAUCAUCUUCUUUUCAAAUCAACACAA
Molecule: messenger RNA, 2383 nt
Organism: Panonychus citri (citrus red mite)
Lineage: Eukaryota; Metazoa; Arthropoda; Arachnida; Trombidiformes; Tetranychidae
Exons: 4
Coding region: 522-1601 (359 amino acids)
Source: RefSeq, a predicted model, not a curated record